AUGUGGACUUCUCACCUUCUUGCUGGUGUUGUGGCCGCCAGCCUCGUGCCGACCUUGAGUGUAGCUGCUUCCAGCUCGACUAAUAUACUGACCGCAGCUGGUGAUCAAGCAGUCAUUCCAGGCUGGUACAUGCAAUCCAGCCAAAAUGCGAACGGUAACUAUAGCAAUCUGUCCCUCGGUGGGGUGAACAUUUCGUCUUGGUAUCGAGUUGAAGCUCGAGGGUCCGUCUUUGCAGGCCUGCUGAAUAACAAUGUCUACAACGACUCAUUCCUCUUUUUCUCGGAUAACCUCGAUACCGCUGUCGAUUAUUCAGAGUUUCAAGUACCCUGGCUUUUUCGAGAAGAGUUCUCGCUCAGUCCUCAAGCUGGCCAGCAUUACUUCCUACAGACAAACGGUAUCACUUCUCGUGCUGAUAUCUAUCUCAAUGGUGUACAGAUAGCCUCCAACGAGACACAGGUGGGCGCUUACGGUGGUAAGAGAUAUGAGAUCACGGAAGCAAUUUCAGCAGGAAACAAUGCGAUCCUCAUUGUCGCCUAUCCUACCAACUAUCUCCGUGACUUUGCAAUGGGUUACGUUGACUGGAAUCCUUACCCGCCUGACAACGGGACAGGCGUCUGGCGGUAUGUGGAAUUGGCCCAAUCCGAUCAAGUUUCAUUGUCAACUCCCAGAAUUAAAACAGACUUCGAGUACACAUGGAAGCAAUCCGUUCUCGUGACUGUCCGAGCCGACGUUUCAAACAAUGGUAAUCAACCAGUCAAUGCUACAAUCACGGCAACGAUUAAUGACCCUGACGGAUCUGGAGCCUUGACAAUUGCUCAGACUGUCAGCCUAUUGCCAGGACAAGUCAAGACAGUCUCGAUAAGUUCCGAUCUGCCUAACCCUCAGAUCUGGUGGCCGGCUUCAUGGGGUUCUCAACCUUUGUACAGCGUGUCGGUCAAUGCAGCUAUAUCUGGCAAUGUUUCGGAUGUUUCCGGUCCCCGCAAGUUUGGAAUUCGUCAUGUCUCUUCAUAUGUCAGUUCUCAUAAUGACACUGCAUUCAUUGUCAACGGCCACCCGUUCCUCGUUAUGGGUGCAGGAUACACCUCUGAUGUCUUCUACCGGUUCGAUCCCAAUCGGACUCGAGCCCAAUUCGAACGUGUACUUGACAUGGGUUUAAACACCGUACGCCUUGAGGGUAAACAAGAACACCCUGAGAUGUACGCGAUAGCUGAUGAAUUGGGCUUGAUGAUCAUGGCUGGCUGGGAAUGCUGCGACAAGUGGGAAGGGUGGGACUACAAUGACGAAGCAGAUGGUGUACUAUGGGGUGAUGCGGAUUAUUCCACCGCAAAUACCUCGAUGCUUCACGAAGCAGCAAUGAUGCAAACGCACCCUUCCAUGCUCGCAUUCCUUGUCGGAUCGGAUUUUUGGCCAGAUGAUAGGGCGGUCAAGAUAUAUGUGGACGCGCUGGGCAAGCUUGACUGGCCGAACCCGAUCAUCGCAUCUGCCGCUAAGCGUGGCUACCCCGAGAUUCUUGGUCCCUCGGGGAUGAAAAUGGAUGGUCCCUACGACUGGGUCCCACCAAACUACUGGUACGGCGACGACCUUGGAGCAGCCUUUGGAUUCGGUUCCGAACUUGGAGCUGGCGUUGGGACACCUGAGAUGGUUAGUCUUAAGAAAUUCCUCUCCGAGCAGGAUCUGGAGGACCUGUGGACGGCUCCAGACAUGGGUCUUUACCACAUGUCAACGAGCCAGUCGAGCUUCUACGACCGGUCAAUAUACAAUGGCGGGCUGUACAACCGAUACGGCGACCCCACAAGCCUCGAAGACUAUGUCCUAAAGGCGCAACUCUCAGACUACGAAGCCACAAGAGCUCAAUUCGAAGCAUAUGUCGCCUACAAGGGUAACACUCGGCCAAGCACAGGCCUCAUAUACUGGAUGCUGCAGGGCGCCUGGCCCAACCUUCACUGGCAGCUGUUCGACUAUUACGAGCAGCCGAUGGGUAGCUACUACGGCGUGAAAGUUGCGACCCGCCCUGAGCACGUCGUCUACGACUACGGACACGGCACCGUCUGGGUGACCAGCAACUCGCUCAACUCCAGCGGGACAAGGACCGUCACUAUCGACCUGAUCAGCCUUAACGGCACCAACAUCACAACAGACUCCACCACUCUAGGCGAAGCCGUGCCUAACGGAAGCACUGAGGUCUCCGAAAUUGGCGGACUUGACUCCUUAGAAGACGUCGCCCUGCUGAAACUCACAUUGCUGGACGCCGACAACAGCACGCUGAGCCGCAACGUCUACUGGCUCCCAACACAGAACGACGUGAUGAACUGGACGAACUCAAGCUGGUACCACACGCCAGUAGUCGAGUACGCGAACCUCACCGGCCUCUUCGCGAUGGACAGCGCGAAUGUCACCACCACGGCGAGCAGUCCAGGGAGUUCGAAUAGCUCGUCGACCGCUGGCAGUGGCACGACCGGCACGGCGGUUACGCUGGAGAACACAUCUGACGUUCCAGCCGUGUUCAUCCGGCUAGUCCUGGUCUAA
Exophiala aquamarina CBS 119918 is the source of this 2526-nucleotide messenger RNA. RefSeq lists its product as uncharacterized. The record is from RefSeq and is a predicted model, not a curated record. Lineage: Eukaryota; Fungi; Ascomycota; Eurotiomycetes; Chaetothyriales; Herpotrichiellaceae. The transcript has a single exon. Gene Ontology annotation, molecular function: hydrolase activity, hydrolyzing O-glycosyl compounds. Gene Ontology annotation, biological process: carbohydrate metabolic process. The coding region runs from base 1 to 2526 and encodes 841 amino acids.